AUGUUCAGGCUAUAUGAAGUUGAUCCCGAUGCGGACACCCUAAUCAUAAUCCCCACCCCUUCCAAGUCCUUUGCGCCAUGGGAGGAGACACCACCCCCGUCCGACGCAUCGUCCGUCUAUGCCGGCAUCCUGCGCGGCACCUCGCGGCCGCCCAACACCUACGCCUCCAUAGCCUCCGCGCCUGAGGUGCGCGUCAAGGUCUCGUCCCGGCACCUCGGCCUCGCGUCGAAGCACUUCCGGAACAAGUUCCGGCACGAGAACCCGGUCGAGGCCGACGGCAGGGUCCACGUCACGCUGGGCGGGUACGACCCCAAGGCAGUCAUCGUAGUCAUGGACGCGGUGCACGGGCGCGGGCGCAAGGUGCCCAGGUCCGUCGACCUGGAACUGCUGGCCAAGAUCGCGGUGUUUGUGGAUGCGUUCAAGUUCCACGAGGCCGUGGAGGUCUACGCCGAGAGGUGGUUUGAGGGGCUCGGGGGUGCUCUUCCGACCAAGUAUGGGAGGGACCUUGUCCUUUGGAUUUAUGCCUCCUACGUUUUCCGCCAACAAGAUGUCUUCAAGAGGGUGUCCAAUGUGGCGAUACUGCAGAGCAAUGGUCCGAUACGGAGCCUGGGCUUGCAGCUCCGGGAUGGCCUGAUCAGGGAAAUCGACAGGCAGAGACAGCAGCUAGUACGGCAGGCGCUGGAUGUCGUCUACAAGACCAUUGAUUCCCUGCAGGUGGACGAAACACCAUGUCCGCGCGGGUGUGACACCUUCCUGCUAGGAUCGCUGGUCAAAUCUCUGCGCCGGCACGAUCUCACGUGGCCCAGGCCAUCCAGGCCCUUCAUCGGGGUGAGCUUCGUGGGCAUCUCGCAGUCCGUCGGGGAGGCAGGGUCGCAGCUGGCCCGGCUCGCGCCCGGCCUGUCGUUAAACGGCGCGGCAGGCGUAGGGGGGACAUCGAGAAAGCGCAAGACACCGAAUUCUGAGCCGAAGCAGACCCUGACUCCCGAUUCGUCGCCUGAGCUGCGCGCCACAUUGGACGCUCACGACUGCGGCGUGGGAGCGGGCCUCGCCGACAAGCUCGAUGAGCUGGGGGCAGGUGUGACGGGUCUGGAGCUUGAGAGCAGGCUGGGAUACUUGUUGUAUUGA
Messenger RNA from Diaporthe batatas, 1125 nucleotides. RefSeq lists its product as uncharacterized. NCBI's taxonomy places the organism in Eukaryota, Fungi, Ascomycota, Sordariomycetes, Diaporthales, Diaporthaceae. The record is from RefSeq and is a predicted model, not a curated record. The transcript has 2 exons. The coding region runs from base 1 to 1125 and encodes 374 amino acids.